Messenger RNA from Oppia nitens, 1931 nucleotides. Its product is annotated as FAST kinase domain-containing protein 4-like. The record is from RefSeq and is a predicted model, not a curated record. NCBI's taxonomy places the organism in Eukaryota, Metazoa, Arthropoda, Arachnida, Sarcoptiformes, Oppiidae. The transcript has 6 exons. The coding region runs from base 38 to 1900 and encodes 620 amino acids. Gene Ontology annotation, biological process: regulation of mitochondrial mRNA stability.
UGUGUAAAUAUCGCAUGACUUUAAUGGCAAUCAUUUGAUGACUUGUGAGACCAACUCUACGGUGAUGUCUAUCUAUUCAUUGAUACGAUUGCAUCGUUUGCACAGAUUGUCUGUCAAAUUAUUUAAUAAUACUUUUAAUAAUUUUGUCUCAAAUGACAUCACAAGUUGUCGAUCACUGAAGACAUCCUCAACUUUUCUUAACACUUCUUCGGCAGUCAUCAACUCAUCAACAGAUGUCAAUCAAUUCAAUCACAACCGAGACUUUCGCAAAGAGUUUUUGCAAAAUAUAUUUGUUUUAUCGCAAAACGUAUUGAAAGGCAAACGAAAUAUUAAUGAAUUAAUUGAAGAAAAAGAUUUGCAAAACAUUUGUAAAACAAUUGAAGAUAAUGUCAAAUAUCUGAGAAAUUAUGAACUCAUCAAUGGUUUGCAUUCAUUUCUUGAGAUGGGUUUGCGUCCGACAACUAGUAUUAUUCAACAUUUAGAGAAUGAGAUCCUCUGGAGAGCCAAAGAUAUGUCACUAAAUAAUUUACUGACGUGUCUAUCAUUUCACGUCAGAUUUCAAACCACUGAACAACAAUUGAAAGUUGUUAACGAAUUGAUCAUCAAUUUAGUCAUUAAGAUAGACAACGCCGAGAAUGAUGAAGAUAUUAUACAAAUGUUAUGUCUUUGGCAAUCAUUGAGUCCUGAAAUUAUCACUCGUAUGGAACUAAUAGCUAUUGAAAUGAUUGGUCGCACAGAUGAAGAUCAUUUCAAAUUGCAUUCGUUAUCUUAUUUAUUGGUAUUAUUAGCAAAAAUGAAUAGACGAACCAAACCAUUAAUAGAUGCAAUUGUUAAUCGAUUUAAUUAUCUAACUAUUGAUCCAAACAAUUAUAACGAAAGAUUUUUGAUUCGUAUGGUAUCUGCUCUCAAACAACUCAAUUAUAUUGACGUUAAAUUUUUGAAGAAGUCUUCAGAUUUAUUAUGCAAUAAGAAAUUUUUAAAUUCUGUUCGACCGUCCGAUCGAAGAGAUUUAUUGGUUUCUAUAAGUCACUCAAACUGGUCGUAUCCGAGACUUAUGGAUGAAUAUAUUGAGAAGAUUAUGAACACCAACAAUGAUUUUAGUGCUCAGGAUUUUCUGGUAUUUGUGUCGAGUGCUGCCCGACUCAAUUUCCACUCGCCAUCCAUGAACCAGAUUUUGAACAAUUAUAUCAUCCCAUUAGUUAAUCGUUAUGAUAUGGACAGUGAUUCAUGGCUUCUUUAUGUUUGGUCGCUCUCUAUUUUGGGUUGUCUACCAAUAAAUCAUUUAAAUUCUGUAAUGAAUUCUGAUUUUUAUAAUCAACUGUUGAGUUCAUGUCAGACCUACGAAGGAAGCGAUACAUCAAUCAAUUAUAAACAAGUUAUGCAAACUUUAAAAUUAUUAAACAUAAAAGGCGUCGCAGAGAUUGAAAUGAACCAAAAGAUUGAUUUUGAAUCAGUUUUGAUGAAAGACUAUGAAGUGGCCAAAAGGGAAAACUCGACGGAAAAGUUCAAACAAUAUGUCCUCCAAAUGUUGGUUUCUUAUAUGUCUGACAUAAAAACCAAUGUUUUGACACCUUAUGGUUUUGCCAUUGACGCUGAAUUUAUAGCAAACAAAGAUAAUGAAUGUCUACCAAUUAAAGAGUUUGGUGUCUUAGCGGGUGAUCCAUCCAAUGAUGUUAAGCAAUUGCCAUCUGGUUUUAAGAGAUGCGCUCUCAUGUGUUUUGGAUUUAAUGACUCACUUUUGGGUGAAUCGGGUUUAGUUGGUAUUCACGAGUUGUCCGUUAGAUUGUUAAAGAAAAUGGGAUAUAAUGUCAUUAUAGUCAACCAAAACAUGAUUCCCUUUAUACGUAAUCUCAAAAGCAAUGAACCGUUGAAAGCAAUUGUAAAUAAAAGUUUUGAUUAAUACCAGUAAUAAUUUGUAGUGAUUUUUAUUU